AUGUUUCCUAGAAGAGAAAGUAUAUUUUUGGAAAUAUUCCUGUUCCAUCUCUCAGGUGUUUUGGGCUGGCGGUGGGGUGUGUCAUAUGCUCCGCAGGAAGUCUGUGUCGUGGCAGGCUCAAGUAUUUAUGUGGACUGCACGUACACAUACCCCCAAAACCUCGAGGUGGAAACAACCUUCUGGUAUCGAGGAUGUAGCAUUGAUGCAAGCCCUGAAGACCUGAGCCAGGACGAGCAGUUUAAGGGUCGGGUGGAAUAUCUUGGGGAUGAAAUUAAUAACUGCAGCCUCAGGAUAAGGGACCUCAGAGAGAGCGACGACGCUGAAUAUUGCUUCAGGUUCAUCACAGAUAAAUGGUGGGGAAAAUGGUCUGGAAAACCUGGAGUUGCUCUUUCAAUUUCAGAUCUGCAGGUGCUGGUAGCCCCAGGCAAAGUGACGGAGGGUAAUAGAGUGACACUGACCUGCAACGCCACCUGCAGUCUGAGUAACGACCCCACCUACAUCUGGUACAAGAGAGCAGUGAUUUUGACCAGCAACUUCACCACUGGGAACAACACACUGACCCUAGACCCAGUCAGCAGUGAGGAUGCAGGCAGCUACUCCUGUGCUGUAAGAGGACAGGAGGACCAUCCCUCUCCUGCAGUGACACUCAGUGUCAGAUGUAUGUAACUGCAUUCCAAUAGAACCUUUCAGACCAAUA
Clupea harengus (Atlantic herring) is the source of this 697-nucleotide messenger RNA. Its product is annotated as myeloid cell surface antigen CD33-like. Lineage: Eukaryota; Metazoa; Chordata; Actinopteri; Clupeiformes; Clupeidae. The record is from RefSeq and is a predicted model, not a curated record.